AUGCUUCCGACUUACGUUCGACUUUUCACGGCAGUCUGCGCUCUCGCGACCACUGCCAGCGCCGUCGUUCCCAUUGAGGUCAAGGGAAAGGACUUUGUGAACAGUGAAACCGGUGCUCGGUUCCAGAUCUUGGGUGUCGACUACCAGCCCGGCGGUUCCUCUGGCUUCACCAAGGACAAAGACCCUCUCAGCGAUCCUGAUGCAUGCUUGCGGGACGCCGCUCUCAUGCAGCGUUUGGGCGUUAACACCAUCCGUAUCUACAACUUGUCGCCGAGUCUCAACCACGACGAGUGCGCAUCCAUCUUCAACGCAGCUGGUAUCUACAUGAUCCUGGAUGUCAACUCGCCUCUGUAUGGCGGAUACCUCGACAGAACCGACCCUGAAAGCACCUACAACGAUGUCUAUUUCCAGCAGGUCUUUGGUGUCGUCGAAGCGUUCAAGAACUUCCCCAACACCCUGGCCUUCUUCGCCGGAAACGAGGUCAUCAACGAGCAGAGUGUCAAGCACGUUCCCACUUACGUCCGGGCAAUUCAGCGUGACAUGAAGGAUUACAUCGCAAAGAACCUUAACCGCAGCAUUCCUGUUGGCUACUCUGCUGCCGAUAUCCGUCCCAUCCUCCUGGACACCCUCAACUACUUCAUGUGCGCUGACGACGCCAAUUCCCAAUCGGACUUCUUCGGCCUCAACUCCUACUCGUGGUGCGGCAACUCGUCCUACACCAAGAGCGGCUACGAUGUCCUCACCAAGGACUUCGCCGACGCCUCUAUCCCCGUCUUCUUCUCCGAGUACGGCUGCAACGAAGUCCAGCCCCGUUACUUCACCGAAGUGGGGGCCCUCUACGGCCAGGAAAUGACCCAGUCCUUCUCCGGCGGUCUCGUCUACGAAUACACCCAGGAGGAGAACGACUACGGUCUCGUCCAGAUCAACGACAACGGCACCGUCUCGCUCCUCGUCGACUAUGAUAACCUCAUGGCGCAGUACAACAAGCUCGACAUGACCCGCAUCCAAGCCUCCAACACAACCCAGACCUCCGCCAAGCCCCCCAAGUGCGACUCCUCCCUCAUCACCAACUCCACUUUCACCGACUCCUUCGAUCUGCCCAAGAGACCCUCCAAGGUCCAGACUAUGAUCGACAAAGGCCUCUCCGACGCUAACACCGGCAAGCUCGUCGAGGUUAAGAGUACCGACAUCAAGCAGAAGAUCUACAACGCCAACGGCGAGGAGAUCACCGGCAUCAAGCUGAAUAUCCUGGCUAGCGGCGAGUCCAAUACCCCCGGUGCUCACAGCUCCGGCUCUACUUCUGGCUCUUCCGGCUCCGGCAGCAGCUCGUCUUCCGGCUCUGACAAGGAGGGUGCCGCGGGCACGAUUUCCGUGCCCUUCGUUGGCCUCCUGUCUGCGGCCUCGUUCAUGGCGUUCUUCAUGCUGUAA
This is a messenger RNA of Aspergillus fischeri NRRL 181, 1428 nucleotides long. RefSeq names its product 1,3-beta-glucanosyltransferase gel2 (gene gel2). NCBI's taxonomy places the organism in Eukaryota, Fungi, Ascomycota, Eurotiomycetes, Eurotiales, Aspergillaceae. The transcript is spliced from 5 exons. The record is from RefSeq and is a predicted model, not a curated record. The coding region runs from base 1 to 1428 and encodes 475 amino acids. Gene Ontology annotation, biological process: fungal-type cell wall (1->3)-beta-D-glucan biosynthetic process. Gene Ontology annotation, cellular component: cytoplasm; fungal-type cell wall. Gene Ontology annotation, molecular function: 1,3-beta-glucanosyltransferase activity.